This is a messenger RNA of Hibiscus syriacus, 597 nucleotides long. RefSeq names its product protein PROTON GRADIENT REGULATION 5, chloroplastic-like. Gene Ontology annotation, biological process: response to high light intensity; photosynthetic electron transport in photosystem I. Bases 25 to 504 code for a protein of 159 amino acids. The record is from RefSeq and is a predicted model, not a curated record. Gene Ontology annotation, cellular component: chloroplast. Gene Ontology annotation, molecular function: electron transfer activity. The transcript is spliced from 2 exons. NCBI's taxonomy places the organism in Eukaryota, Viridiplantae, Streptophyta, Magnoliopsida, Malvales, Malvaceae.
UCCACACACCGCCAAACCCUAAAAAUGAAUAUAUCUAUCGCUUCGAAUAAACAAGAAAAUACCACUCACAAGCUGCUGAGCAACAAAGAAAAGAAGAAAACCAGUGUUUCAUAUCAGAGCUACAAGAGAGCUUCGACUAUGUCGUCUAUGGCGGUCUCCACAGUCGGGUUUAAGGGAGGUUUGGGGAGUUCGUUUAAUGGAGGUAAAGACCACGCCAUGUUGGCUAAAUCGGUUCCCAACGUUGUUCGCGUGGGAAAGGCGGUUAGAGCUCAGCCGGUGAUGAAGAACGUUAACGAAGGGAAAGGGUUGUUCGCGCCGCUCGUGGUGGUUACCCGCCAGAUUGUUGGCAAGAAGAGGUUCAAUCAGCUUAGAGGAAAAGCCAUUGCCUUGCAUUCUCAGGUAAUUAAUGAGUUCUGCAAAGCAAUAGGAGCUGACGGUAAACAAAGGCAAGGCUUGAUUCGUCUGGCUAAGAAGAAUGGAGAAAGGCUUGGAUUCCUCGCAUGAUUAUAUGACCGUACACGUGUACUUUUGUCUUUGAUUAUUAUUACAGAUGUUUCAAGUUCAUGUAGUUUUAUGUCAAGAACAUCCUUCACUCUA